Messenger RNA from Trypanosoma cruzi, 624 nucleotides. RefSeq names its product mucin-associated surface protein (MASP), putative. The annotation marks the transcript as partial. NCBI's taxonomy places the organism in Eukaryota, Euglenozoa, Kinetoplastea, Trypanosomatida, Trypanosomatidae. The transcript has a single exon. The record is from RefSeq and is a predicted model, not a curated record.
AUGGUGAUGAUGUCUGGCCAUUUGCUGCUGGUGUGUGCUUUUUGCGUGCUGUGGUGCGGUUUAUCUGGAGUUGCUGCCGAUGAUGCUGGUGAUGUUGGUUCUCUUGAGGAAAAUGGUACUGGCAAGGACGAAAAUGAGUUGAAAGGAAUAUCUUCUCUAGGUUUGAGUUUACCAAAGGGAAAAGAGAAACCAGCAGCAGCAGCAUUGGGAGGAGGAGGAGCCCCAGAUUCACAGGGAGGGAAGGAUACUUCGAUGUCAGAAGAGGGUGAAAAUAUCCUACAAGAACAUGGAGUGAAUUUAUAUGUCGAUCUACCCAAAACAAAUGAGGAUGAAAAUGAAAAUAAAGGCUUGACGGAUGCUGGACUUGACACGAGGAAUCAAGCAGCACCACCAACACCUCUUCCGGGCACAUCAGGAGAAUCGCCAGAGCCUCCACUAUUACCAGCAGUGAAGGGACCACCGGCAUCCCCGGGGGUCUCUUCACAAGAACCACCUACCCAAGCAUCAACGAAGCUAACAGUACCUGUACAGCCAGCAGAGCUCAACACUGCGGGCUCGGUGACACCGGUGCAGUCACAGGGAGGACCAGAGACAAUGCAGCCAACUCAAGAACCUCCAAAAGUA